This is a messenger RNA of Hyaloperonospora brassicae, 2562 nucleotides long. The record is from the annotation of a GenBank genome assembly. Lineage: Eukaryota; Oomycota; Peronosporomycetes; Peronosporales; Peronosporaceae.
AUGGGCCACAGUGACUCAAUGAGCCCCGCUGAGAACGGCGAACCCGGUUCGUCCUCUUCGGCGCCGCCGCAGCGCGUCCCCAACCCUGCUGGGUCGACUCUAGCAACACUGGAGAAACCAGUUCACCACGACAACCCGGUCGAGCCUGUGCGUGUGAAGCUACAGGACCCUGUCGGGUUCUCGUCGGACUCGCUCUGGUCUUCCGAAGGACUCCAGUCGCGCUCAGCCUUACUCUGCUCCGCCUCGCAGGCACUGAGCGAGCGCCCAGCCAGCUUUGUGCUGCGUGCCCCGAGGAUGCAGUCCAACGCGGACUCGCGCUUGGUGCACAGUGCUCAGACGACACCACCCAGCGAGUCAGAUGAGGGCGACGUGAUGGCGAUGGACAGCCAGAAGGAGGGCCAAGAUAAACGCGACGCCUUAUCUGAGAACGUCGAAGACCUGUCGACAUCAUGGGGAACGACGCAGGACAACGAAUCACCAGGUAAUCAGAAGUCAGCGUCGCAUCGGCUAUCGCUGAACGUGCAAAGUGCGCUACCUCGAAGCCACGACCACCUCUCGACGGAUAUUUGGAAGAAUCCCCGCAGCGAGUUCGAGGAGAGCGACUUGAGUUCCACUGUAAGCUCGACAUCUUCCCCUGACAAACGAAGUUUCCAGCGCUCGAGCACUCGAGCCAUACCAGCACGAGCACCUCGUGGGGAUAACAAGACUGUCGGUUGUCGUGUUCCCCCGGGAAUGUCAUUGAUUGACCGGAUCCAGGAAGACUUUCCUCGCACGCCAUCGCCCGAGUUUGGACUGGUUGACGAUGGUCGCUUGCCUGCUCGCAGACUAUCAUUCAGAGCAAGUGAACAGGCAGCUCAGUCCGUCUUCAGUAUCAGCGAAGAAAUGGGGCACCUGAGGCUUGGUUUUUACCACUCGGCCCCGCAUUACGGUCCGGGCCGUUGCUCGAGUCACGACUUUGCCUCUGACUCGAGGCUUGCUGGGGCGAACAACUACCGCCGCACGUUUGCCAGGAGCACCAGCGAGCCACCUUUCGGCGAGUCGUACGACGGAUCCAUGAUGCACAGCUACCCAUCGUCGUACAACAUGAGCGCGCAAGAAGUGCAUAGCUGCCCCGUGGUAAUGGGUGCCGCAAAGUCACGGUGGGCUACCAGUGAAGACGCAUACACGCUGCAGUCGUCCCAGUUUGGCUAUGCGCCGUCGGACUUUACAAGCGCACACGCUAGUCACGGUUCAGCCGUACCAAGCUACCCUGCCGGCUACGCCGGAGAGUACAGCAGUGUGAAACCUGCAGACAAGAUGUUGAGAGCUCGCCUGUUGUACCCUGCAGCAGACCAUUCGCUGUACGAGCGACACGACUUCGGGAACUUCGUGCCUCAUCCUCACAUGCAUCACCGACCGAAGGUUGGAGGGUCUUUUCGCCGAAGCGAUUUCGAGUACCUUCACCCGAUCGCGCACUCGUACUCAUCUCACAGCCUUCUGGAAGAGUUCAACUCGUCGCCAAAGUCGGAGAAGUGGGGACUGUCCACCAUCAAAGGACACCUUUUCUCCUUUGCAAAGGACCAGACAGGCUCGCGUUUUAUUCAGCAGAAGCUGGAGAAGGCUGACGAUCGGUUGAAAGCGGACGCUUUUGACGAGAUAUUCCCGAACUCGCUCCUGCUGAUGACGGACGUGUUUGGCAACUACGUGAUCCAGAAGUUUCUUGAGUACGGCUCGUUGGAGCAGCAACAGCUGCUAGUGGAAUUGAUGACAGGCAAUAUGAUCAGCCUGGCCCUGCAAGUGUACGGAUGCCGCGUGAUCCAGCGAGCGCUGGAAGUGGCGCAAUUUGAAGAGCAGCUAGCCCUGAUCCAGCAGCUGAAGGGUCACGUAAUGAAGUGCGUCGUCGACCAAAACGGCAACCAUGUACUCCAGAAGUGCAUCGAAGCGGCAUCCUGGAAGCGAGCGACCGAUUGCAAUGGCAUGGGCCGUCAACGUUUCGUGACGGGGGAGGACAUCCAGUUCAUUAUCCACAGCUUCAUCGGUCAUGCUGCAGCACUGUCCGUCCAUUCAUACGGAUGCCGAGUGAUCCAGCGCGUGCUGGAACACUGUGCACCGGAGCAAAUUCGCCCCUUGCUAGAAGAGAUCAUUUACAAGUGCCGCGAGCUUGUCAAGGACCAGUUUGGCAAUUACGUCGUGCAGCACGUGAUAAGCAACGGGGAACUGGACCAACGCAACAUUGUCAUGCAAGCGGUGCUACCUGAGAUCGCGCGCUGGAGUCAGCACAAGUAUGCCAGCAACGUUGUCGAGUCGUGCUUGGAGCACGCGACGAAAGAAGAGAUCAGUCAGAUUGUUGACUUCAUCUUGCAGUGUGACGAUAGUGGAGCAUCGUGUGCGCUGCUUCCCAUGAUGAAGCACAUGUACGGGAACUACGUGGUGCAGAAGUUGCUGGAGCGCGCGGACGACCACGACCGCCAACGCAUUAUAUGUAUCAUUCGACACAACGAAGACUAUUUGAAGCGCUUUACGUUUGGGAAGCACGUGUUGAGCCGCCUCGAGCGUGAGGAGCAUGCGAACAACUACUUUUGA